This is a messenger RNA of Arachis ipaensis, 813 nucleotides long. RefSeq names its product large ribosomal subunit protein uL14x/uL14z/uL14y. The record is from RefSeq and is a predicted model, not a curated record. Lineage: Eukaryota; Viridiplantae; Streptophyta; Magnoliopsida; Fabales; Fabaceae. Gene Ontology annotation, cellular component: ribosome; cytosolic large ribosomal subunit. Gene Ontology annotation, molecular function: large ribosomal subunit rRNA binding; structural constituent of ribosome. Gene Ontology annotation, biological process: translation.
UCAGACUAAUAUUUCCAUCUGAGCCCAGGCCCACUUUUGCUCGAAGUGUAGAAAACCCUAAUUUUUUCUGCCCAAGUAUAUAAGCACCCGCAAGACGAACAAAACAGAGUGAGAACUGAGAAGAGUGGAUCUCGGGCACAAAGAUGGCGUCGAAGAGAGGUCGCGGAGGAAAUGCCGGCAACAAGUUCCGCAUGUCGCUGGGUCUUCCGGUGGCGGCGACGGUGAACUGCGCCGACAACACCGGCGCCAAGAACCUUUACAUAAUAUCAGUGAAAGGAAUCAAGGGAAGGCUGAACAGGUUGCCGUCGGCGUGCGUCGGUGACAUGGUUAUGGCGACUGUGAAGAAGGGAAAACCUGAUCUCAGGAAGAAGGUGUUGCCAGCUGUCAUUGUUCGCCAGCGUAAACCCUUUCGCAGAAAGGAUGGUGUCUACAUGUACUUCGAAGAUAAUGCUGGUGUCAUUGUGAAUCCUAAGGGUGAAAUGAAAGGUUCUGCUAUCACUGGUCCAAUUGGGAAGGAGUGUGCUGAUUUGUGGCCUAGGAUUGCAAGUGCAGCCAAUGCAAUUGUUUGAGUGGGAAUCCUCCUCGUGUCAUUUUGUUUUUUCUUAUUAGGAUUUUGUAUCAGAUUCUGUUUAUCCUUUGAGAUUGCACUGGAAAUCAGUUUUACUUUGCAUCAGUUCUGAGCAAGUGGCUUUGUUGAAGAGAUGAGAUUUUAUUGAUUUAAUUUAAAGUUUUGAUCUUUUUAUUAUAAAGCUUUAACUUUCUGUGCAUUGGGCUAUAUCAAUAUUCUGAAGGAUCCUGUCGAGGGAUUUAUCU